Molecule: messenger RNA, 525 nt
Organism: Microthlaspi erraticum
Lineage: Eukaryota; Viridiplantae; Streptophyta; Magnoliopsida; Brassicales; Brassicaceae
Source: the annotation of a GenBank genome assembly
AUGGUGAAGAAUCCUAAACCCCCGGAGUCUGCGAAGAGGAAAAGAUCCUCAGACCAUGGAGAUGAAAUGCAGAAGAGGAUGUGUCCUGAGAGCAUUUCCCUUGCUGAAGAUGGGUUCAGUCGAUUCGAGGAGAAGCUGAAGUUGAUGAUUGAAGAGUGCACGAGUAAGUUGUUUGCGGAGAUUAAGCUAUGCGAGCAGCAUCCGGACCCCAAACCUGAGGCUCCUAAACAGAAAAACAAGCCGUCUGGUGAAGAGGGGGAAGCUAAGGGCCCUAAGUCGUUUGACAUCUUCAUUGAACCUCAACUACACUGGUGGCAGGAAUUGGUCAUGCAGACGCAAUGGCUUGCUGAUACGCACAUGGACGCAAUAACAUACAUGUUUCGUCAGCGAAUGAAAUUGCACCCGGAGUGGUUUAGGAGAGAUCGAAUUUGCUUUGCUGAUAGUGGUCUUAGUAUGUUGUGGACGAGAGACAAGUACGAGAGGUUUAAGAAUUCUGUGCCGGAUAAACAUGGACUAGGAAGCUGA